This is a messenger RNA of Eucalyptus grandis, 1346 nucleotides long. RefSeq names its product protein CUP-SHAPED COTYLEDON 2. The transcript is spliced from 4 exons. Gene Ontology annotation, biological process: regulation of DNA-templated transcription. The record is from RefSeq and is a predicted model, not a curated record. Bases 101 to 1069 code for a protein of 322 amino acids. NCBI's taxonomy places the organism in Eukaryota, Viridiplantae, Streptophyta, Magnoliopsida, Myrtales, Myrtaceae. Gene Ontology annotation, molecular function: DNA binding.
GCUAGAAGGAGCCACGGAGAGGAACCGACGCUAUUUUGUGGUGAUUAUAAAGAAAUAUGUCAUAUUAAACGUUUCUCAACUUGUGUGAAAAGAGGCAAAUAUGGAGGCAGAGAAUUGUCUUCCUCCUGGGUUCAGGUUCCAUCCAUCUGACGAAGAACUCAUCACAUAUUAUCUGACUCCAAAGGUGUCCGAGAAAAGCUUCACUUCGAAAGCCAUUGUCGACGUUGAUCUCAACAAGUGUGAGCCUUGGGACCUCCCUGGCAAAGCGUCCAUGGGAGAGAAAGAAUGGUACUUCUUCAGCUUGAGGGACAGGAAAUACCCUACUGGACUCCGGACCAACCGGGCGACAAGAGCGGGCUAUUGGAAAACCACCGGAAAGGACAGGGAGAUUUUCCGAGCCGGGCUUAUCGUCGGAAUGAAGAAAACCCUAGUGUUUUACAAAGGUAGAGCACCGAGGGGUGAGAAAAGCAAUUGGGUCAUGCAUGAAUAUAGGCUACAAAGCGAGCACCCAUAUCGAUCCGCGGACGGCUGGGUGGUUUGUAGGGUUUUCCAGAAGAGCGUGGCAGCAAAGAAGCUGCAGACGGCAUCCUCACCACCUUCUCCCGAUUCUCCCAACGGCGAAGAUACAACUGCAGACUAUUAUGGAGAUCAAGUGGAGACAAACAACAACAGUCCAAGCACCAUUAUUGCCACUUCAGGUGCAUUUAGCAAUCUUCCAUCAGGACUCGCUUGCAAUAGCUACACUAGCUUGAACAACAAUUUGAAUUGGCCAACGACAAGAGAACCGACAAGCUUGCUGCCACCGUCAUGGCCUUCUGGCUUUCCAAGCUUGAACUCGCCGUGGAAUACUCUCCUCCUCAAAGCAUUGCAGUUGAGGACUUUCCAACCAGGAGAAGUCACCGCCACCAUGCCUAACUACUCAUUACCAUCCCACGGGACUUCUCCUUUUGCGCAUGAUCCAAGUACUAAUUAUCGCAGUGAUAAUUCAUUGGAACCUUUCGAGCCCGGAAUCAACCAAGAACAGCAGGUGCUGCAAUUUAAUUGGACUACUCCAUAUGAGGGCAAUUAAAAUUGUAAAGUUAACACCAACAUUGUUGUAACUCUUACCCAUCUCUUAUAUGUAUUUACGUAAACAAGGGGGCCAGAUCCAUGGAGCACUAUAAGGAUAUGUUAGCACUUUGGUGAUGGAGAAGCUGUAACCUAGCACUCGUCUCAUCACUGCAGCAUUGUAACUUUUGGGGGAAGUCAAAAGUCAAAACGAUUUACCUGACGAUUAAUGAUCUGCGUGUAACAUAGCUGUAAUUUUCAUCUAGCUAGAAGAUGAACAAUCUGAAAAGCGAUUUGUC